Molecule: messenger RNA, 1935 nt
Organism: Bombus pascuorum
Lineage: Eukaryota; Metazoa; Arthropoda; Insecta; Hymenoptera; Apidae
Gene: Sgf11
Product: ataxin-7-like protein 3
Exons: 3
Coding region: 269-1258 (329 amino acids)
Biological process (GO): positive regulation of DNA-templated transcription; regulation of transcription by RNA polymerase II
Cellular component (GO): DUBm complex; SAGA complex
Molecular function (GO): transcription coactivator activity
Source: RefSeq, a predicted model, not a curated record
CCAUGCUUAUAUCUCAUGCCAGUCACAAUUCAGGAAUUGCAGUAAGUUUUUAUACAUCGUUUAAUUGUCGAGAAAUAAUUUCUUCGUUGAAAAAAUACGCACAUUAAUAACAAUAAACCAAUCAUUAUAUUUAACUUGAAGAUUUUCAAUUCGAUUAGCGCAUCCUAAGCGAAAACUAAGAAAUACAUACACGCGUUACGAAGCGGAGCUGUCACCAUAGCACUGUAAACAGAACGAGAUUGUAUUGUAUGAUUACUCGACACUUAAAAUGUCCGUGACUGAAGAAAGAAUUCAAGAAUUAAACAGACGAUUUCUGGAAUUUAUGAGUAAAAGCGAGAAUGUGGAAGGUGCGACUAAAGAAAUUUAUGACGACCUCUUGGAUGAAGUUCUAAUGGGAUUUGUUUUCGAUGUACAUCGAACUACAAAAACUGGUAGUUCUGAUGUCGAAGAAGGCAUACCUGAUGAUGAAUCUUAUGCUAUUGUAGAUUCUCCAGGAUUGGAUGUUUUUGGACAACAUCCUGUCAAAAAAUCUCAAGAAUGCAAUUGUCCAAAUUGUGAUAGAGGAGUCGCAGCUUGUCGUUUUGCAACUCAUUUAGAGAAAUGUAUGGGCAUGGGACGAAAUAGUUCAAGAAUUGCAUCAAGACGCAUAGCAAAUAAUUCAAAAGAUCUCAGUAACUUCAGUGGUGUUAUAAGCGAUGAUGAUGAUGAUGUUGAUUGGAGCUUAAAUAAUGAUAAGCGUAAACGUAGGAAAGAUCGUAAUGGUAUAAAAAGAACAAAGCAACAAAAAAGUAGUCAAAGGAAUGGUGAAACUGUAGGUGAACAUAUUCAUAGCAGUAAUGAGAAUUCUCCAUCAAAUUAUGAAAAUAUGUCUUUGGAAGAUAAAAGGAUUUUAUUAACACAAAUUUGUGGAGUAAUAUCAGAGCAUACAAAAAAGUUAUGUACAAGAUCUAUGCGGUGUCCACAACAUACAGAAGAUCAAAGGAAAGAAAUGAGAGCAAAUUUGGAAUCUGGAAACAAUAUACAACCUAGUCAAGAUAAUCUUCAUGUAGAUGUAGAUACUUACGAAGAAGGAGAUGGACAAAAUUUAAGGGAAGCAUUAGCGCGUUGGGAUCGUGAGGGAUCAAGUCACUCGAGUCCAGCGGAUUCUACAUCUACCACAUCUACAUCUUCAAUAAGUAGAAAACGAGAAACAAAAUCAAAAGGAAAAGGCAAAGGUUCCAAACGCGAUCGCGGCUCGCCCAUUUCACAAGGAGAUUAAAAUUAGUUUGUUUAAUUCAUUUUUCAAUUUAAUGAAUUUUCUGACAGGGAAAGUUAUGUAACAAUAAUGUUCCUAUGCUUUGUAUAAAGCUUUAAGAAUAUAUUAUGCAUCACAAAAAUAUCUAUUAAUUCUAUUAAAUGUUUGUUAGAUUUCAAAAACUUGUAAUUUAAAUACGUGCAUACGUGCAUAAUUUGUAACCAAUACAUAUGCAUAUAAUAUAAUGCUUCAAUUUUGUUAAAUGUUUCGUUAUUUUGAUACCAGGGGGCGCCACGUUUGAAAUAUCUGGAAUGUGAGUUGUAUUACCUAUAUUACUACUUAAUUCAUGGUUAUAGGUACUGACGUACGCUAUUUUUCAUUAAGAAUUACUCAAUUGACGCCAAGCUACUGUAAGUGUUUCAGUAGAACAAUAAACAAUUUUAAGUUGCGUUACAAAAUAAAUAUGUUAAAUAUUCAGUUAAGUACCGCUUCUGGAAUGAAGCAGAUUCUUACUACCAAUACUCCUUUGAAAAUUUAUGAACUACAUGAGCAAAUCAAAGGAUUAGCAGAAAACUUUUACAUCAUAUAUAAUGGGAGACUCGUGGAUGAAAAUGUCACUUGCUAUGAUGGUUAUAUUUCUAUUAUACCGCGAUUGUUUGGCGGGAAAGGAGGAUUUGGUUCCAUGCUACGAGCAAUUGGAG